Molecule: messenger RNA, 531 nt
Organism: Prorocentrum cordatum
Lineage: Eukaryota; Dinophyceae; Prorocentrales; Prorocentraceae
Source: the annotation of a GenBank genome assembly
CCGCGCGGCGCGCCGGGCCGGCCCCACACUUCCCCCCUUCGCCCGGCCCCUGCUGGCUGCGACCCGGCGCGCGGCGCGCGCGAUGGACGCCGAGGCCCCGGGCAGGCCCCGGGCCGGCGCCGCGGCGGACGCCCCACGGAGGCCCGCGCUGCGCCGCGCGGACUCGGCGGGCUCCCAGUCGAACGGCUCGGUGUCGUCCUCCGCGACCACGAGGAGCCGCAGGAGCUCGACCAUUGUGAACCUCUCCGGCAUGGCCAAGUCGGACGUGCUGAUCGAGAAGGUUGCCCAGAGGGUUCACCGAGAGGGCCGCGCGGAUUCGCGCGGGUGGGCGGGGGACAUCGACGCGGACGCCGAGGACGGCGAGACGAGGAGCCUGCUCAGCGCGGAGGAGCGGCUGGACCGGAUGGGCUGCAGCCCCGCCCUGUCGCGCCUGCAGCGGCUCUCCGGCACGCUGGGGGACCCGAGGAGCCACGACGCCCGGGCGGUGGGCGUGGACCUGCGCACGCUGAGCCAGGCGCGGCGCGGGCGGAG